AUGCGUGAACUUAAUGAGUCUUUGCAGUUUCAUAGCGCAAAAUUAGACGAGGUAGUGGGGUGUAUUGAUGCGUUUAAACAAACCAUUAGAAACCUCGAGAAGAAAAAUGUGGAAUUAACGAAUAAAAAUAAUAACCUUGAAACACGUGUUGGAGCCCUCGAGCAACAACUACAGGAAUUGGAGCAAGAAAAGCUUAUUGAUUGUGUAGAAAUAGCAAAUGUCCCCUAUCAGAGUAUGGAUGCGGAUAUCAAAUUAGUAGAAAAGGUGGCAUUAAAGCUACAACAGUCAAUAGAAGGAAUAAAAAGCUUACUUAGACUACAAGUGAGGAAAGAUCAACCUCCUAAUAUUAAAGUGGAGCUACAGGACGAAAAUACUCAAGUAAAAUGGAUAAUGGCUGCUAAAAACAUUAAAACUACGGUAGCGGAUAUUUGCCCCUCAGAGAAAAAUAAUAAGGAUAUAGUUUAUAUCAAUGAAGCAAUGACGAAAACUAACAAAAAAAUAUUGUGGAUGGCAAAGCAAGAGUUGAAAACCAAUCAGAGAUUCAAGUACGUAUGGUUUAAAAAAGGUUUCGUUAAGGCACGCAAAGAUGACGACUCAAAAACAUAUACGAUAAAAACGAUGGCAGAUUUAAAUGGCCUUAUCAACAUUAAAAAUAAAGGACCCAAUUCUUAA
Messenger RNA from Pararge aegeria (speckled wood butterfly), 672 nucleotides. RefSeq lists its product as uncharacterized. Bases 1 to 672 code for a protein of 223 amino acids. NCBI's taxonomy places the organism in Eukaryota, Metazoa, Arthropoda, Insecta, Lepidoptera, Nymphalidae. The record is from RefSeq and is a predicted model, not a curated record. The transcript has a single exon.